GCGGGCUCGUCAUGUGAACGGCCGCAUGCUCGGGCAGAAGUGGGUCACGGCGCGGCGGAGGGGCAGGUGCCAGAGCCGCCCGGUGCCGCCCGGUGCUUCCCGGUGCCGCCCGGUGCCUCCCGGUGCCGCCGCUCCCCGCCGCGCCCCGCGCCGCUCCGGACCCCCGCGCCGCCCCAUGCGCCCCCCGGCGCCCUGAGCGCGGCGGACACGAUGCGAGCCCAAAUCGAGGUGAUCCCGUGCAAGAUCUGCGGAGACAAAUCCUCAGGGAUCCACUACGGAGUCAUCACCUGCGAAGGCUGCAAGGGUUUCUUUCGGAGGAGCCAGCAGAACAAUGCCAGCUACUCCUGCUCGCGGCAGAGGAACUGCCUGAUCGACCGCACCAACCGCAACCGCUGCCAGCACUGCCGCCUGCAGAAAUGCCUGGCACUGGGCAUGUCCCGCGACGCGGUGAAGUUCGGCCGCAUGUCCAAGAAGCAGCGGGACAGCCUCUACGCCGAGGUGCAGAAGCACCAGCAGAGCCAGGAGCAGAGCGGUGGCACCAAGGACGAGCCCGAGCCCCUGAGCCGCGUCUACACCACGAGCGUCAGCAGCGGCCUCUCGGACCUGGACGACAUCUCCACGCUGUCCGACGGGCUCCUCUUCGACUUCCCCCUGACCCCCGACGGCAGCAGCACCUACUACAACCUGGACCUGCUGGCCUCGGCGCAGCCCUCGCCCGACCAGUCCAGCCUGGACGUGGCUGACGCCACGCUCAUCAAGCAGGAGUCCAUCUACGAGCUGAUGCUGGAGCCGGCGCUGUUGGCACACGGGGCGCUGGAGGGUGCCCAGCUGCCCCCUGACAUCUCUGUCCUGGAGAUCGACCGGGUGGCCCAGAACGUGGUGAAGUCGCACCUGGAGACGUGCCAGUACACAACGGAGGAGCUCAAGCGCCUGGCCUGGAGCCUCUACUCCCCCGAGGAGGUCCGUGCCCUGCAGAGCAAGAGCUGCGAGGCCAUGUGGCAGCAGUGCUCGCUGCAGAUCUCCAACGCCAUCCAGUACGUGGUGGAGUUCGCCAAGCGCAUCGACGGCUUCAUGGAGCUCUGCCAGAACGACCAGAUCAUCCUCCUGAAAGCCGGUUGCCUCGAGGUGCUCCUGAUCCGCAUGAUCCGCGCCUUCAACCCCUUGAACAACACCAUCCUCUUCGAGGGCAAGUUCGGUGGGAUGCAGAUGUUCAAAUCUCUCGGCUGUGACGACCUCAUCGGUGCCGUCUUCGAGCUGGGGAGGACCCUGUGCCGCCUGCAGCUGUCGGACGAGGAGCUCGCCCUCUUCACUGCUGCUGUCCUGCUCUCCCCAGACCGCCCGUGGCUGACCGAGUCCAAGAAGGUGCAAAAGCUCCAGGACAAGAUCUACGUGGCCCUGCAGCACGAGAUCCAGAAGAAACACUCCGCUGAGGACAAGCUCUCGAGGAUGGUUUCCAAGCUGCCCUUGAUGAAGACCAUUUGCAACCUGCACUUGGACAAGCUGGAAUUUUUCCGUCUCGUGCACCCGGAGACUGCCAUGAACUUCCCCCCCCUCUAUAAGGAGGUUUUCAACUCGGAGCUUCAGUACAGCGACCCCCGGGAGAGCUAAGGCCAGGAGCCAGCGGCCCCCUUCGAGUUCCCCAAAAUUUGGAGACAAACUGCACUUCAGAGGUUUGGGGCAAUUUAUUUAAAUCAAAUAAUCAAAGGCAAGAGAACCCCGGGGGGGCUGCGGCGCCUCCCUGGCCCCGUCUCCUCGCUGUGGAUUGCAAUAGCUCUUGAAUGUAAAGCACCUUGAAGGAAAAAGCAAAUGGACUUUGCCAUACCAGUGAAAUGAAUGUGAAAUCUCUGCUUGGAGAGGAGAUGCUCCUGGCAGUGGUGAGGGACCGGCUGCUCCCGGUGACACGGGAGGAGGGAGUGCCCUUCCCGCUGUCCCGGCUGCACUCUCCACCUCCCGUUUUUAUGUCUUUGUUUUUUUUAAUUAUUAUUUUUAUUUUAUUGUGGUUUUUUUAACCCGAACAUCAGGCAUGGGAUAAAGAAGGGGCGAUGCUGACUCGGCUGGGUCGGGUUGGGCUGCAGCUGAGGAGGGAAAGGACAGAGCCUUUGCUUUAUUUCAUCUCCCACGGGUGCAGCGGGACCCCGGGAGCUCGGCCAGGAAAUGUCUGCCUGUGGCUGGUGGGGGAUUCAGCACAGGAUUUUGAGGGAAAAGAUACCCAGUGCAGCAGGGGAAAAGUUGUGCAGGGUCUCCAUGCCCUCCAUCACAGCAUUUUCCCAAAUUCCCAGCCAGCUCCUUGUCCAGCUGGGCGACCACCUGACUUUGUGGAGCUGGUUCAGCAGGUUCACCUGCCUUGUGCCACCUCUGUGCAUCCCAAAAGCUUUUGCAGGCCCAUGGGACUUCAGCCAGAGCCCAAAUCCUGGCCAUCCCAUCCCAGAGGCACCCGUGGCCACUGGAGGGGCCCAGGGCUGUCCCUGUCCCCGUGGCGGCUCUCUGGGUGCUGCUGUUGUGUGUAGUUCUCUUAUCAAUCCCAUUAAAACUGCCCCGUGGUUCAGCACCCAGAGCAGGGUUUGUGACCUUUUCUCCACCCAGCCCACAGCUGGUCCCAUUCCCAGGUUCCCCUUUCCCACACCACACACAGGAGCCCAGAUGUGGCUGCAGGUUGAGUUGGACCCAGGCUUUCCCCUCAAUGAGCUCCCUAGAACUGUUAUUUUGGGAUUUGCUCUUGAGUUAGCAGGAUUUGGGAGCUUUUUAGAGGGAGAAACUGCCUGUUGGAGCCAAGGGGAAGUGAAAGGUCCUUAUUCCCUUCAAGGAAUAAGGCUGCUUGGAAGGAAUGUGGUGUCAGGGACCUGCUGCUCCUCUUGGGAGGCUCAAAAGGGGCUGAAGGAAGGAUUGGUGGGAUGAUGCUGUUCUAGGCCACGGCAGCAGGGGAUGCUUGAGAGACUCUGUGGCUCUGCAGAUGGAUUUUUCCGUCCCUGUUCCUGCUCCCGCUGCAGCAAAUGCCAAAAAAACUACAAGGGAAAAAUCUGCUCUGAGGCAGCCCCAGUUUCUGCUGACAAAGGGCUAAAAUCCCAAACCCCUUUCCUGCUUUGUGCUGAUUCCUCGUGCACCCAACGCCAUCCUCGGGCAGCCCGGACCAUCCCCGAGCAAGAGCCAAAACCUUUGGAUCCACAACUGCACCCUUCACACCAAACAAGCAGCUUUCUUAGCAACGUGAGGGAUAUUCCUGCUUUUGUUAAAAGACCUCCUAGGGAAGACCAUGGACCAGCUUUGACAAGGGAAGACUCCCCAGGAAGCUGAUGGGAUUUCUGCCCCGCUCCAAGGCCGAGAGAAUUUGGGACCGCGUUCCUGCCCGGCAGCUGCCACGUGCAGCCCUGAGCUCCCUGGCUUUGCUGACCACAUCCCAGCUGCUGCUGGGAGCAGAUUGGAGCCUGCCAGCCUCGGCUCCCUCUCUGUUGGAGCCAGGUCUGUGGGAAAAGGCUGCCAGCCCUCCCAUGCCCCACGCGACGUCCAGUGCCAAUGCGUCGCUGUCCAGCGCAGCGUCCACGGCGUGGGGAUGUGCCCGGCUCCUCUCCUGCCCUCUCCAGAGCUUGGACAGAAGAGAGAAGUCAGAGCUGCCUUUUACGUCCAGAGGGUUGUGCCUUUUUUUUUUUCGGAAGCAUCAUUUCUGACAGCACCGUUCACUUCCCGGGAAAAGCAGCCCCAGAACGUGACUGCGCUCGGAGGGAACAGCCCGUGGGGGUUUGGGGA
Passer domesticus (house sparrow) is the source of this 3741-nucleotide messenger RNA. Its product is annotated as nuclear receptor ROR-beta-like. Gene Ontology annotation, biological process: regulation of transcription by RNA polymerase II. Gene Ontology annotation, cellular component: nucleus. The record is from RefSeq and is a predicted model, not a curated record. The coding region runs from base 211 to 1608 and encodes 465 amino acids. Gene Ontology annotation, molecular function: nuclear receptor activity; RNA polymerase II cis-regulatory region sequence-specific DNA binding; zinc ion binding. The transcript is spliced from 10 exons. Lineage: Eukaryota; Metazoa; Chordata; Aves; Passeriformes; Passeridae.